UCUCUCUUUCUUAAUCAUACCAAUUAAAAUAACUGCUGAUUCCUGAAAUUGCAGAUCAUCUUCUGCACGCUCAACACCCACAAAAUCGACAUGGGCCAGUUGAUAGGAGGCCAGAUCGGACUCGACGACUUUAUAUUUGCCCACAAGAAAGGUCGUGCGAAAGAGGUCGAGCUGAUAAAAACCGAGCCGGCGCUGGGGCUGACGUUGACGGACAACGGCGCCGGUUUCGUCUUUAUCAAGCGGAUCCGCGACAACUCGAUAAUGGACAAGCUGGGCGUCGUCCAAAUCGGGGACCACCUGGAGAAGCUCAACGGGGCCAGUCUGGUGGGCAAGCGGCACUUUGAGGUCGCGCGCAUGCUCAAGGAGAUCGAGUGCGGCUCGAGCAUGCUGCUGCGGCUUGUCGAGCCGGCGAGUCGGACCACCGGCUUUGGGCCCAUUGGGCUGAGGGCUGCUGGCCCCAGGAGCAGGGCCAAGUUCGCUGGAUACCCGACCGGCUGGGAGACGCUGAGGUUCAAGGCUGACGGCUUUGCCAGGAUCGAGCAGCUGAACGAGACUGACAAGGCGAGGGAGCAGAUCGAGAAGAUCAACAACGCCCUGGAUGUGUACAUGGGAAUCAGCGAUUACGUGCUCGCGAGGAGGUUGUGGGAGAUUGCGCAGAAGAAAAUCAACAGUAUGGAUCUCGCCAAAGCGAUGGACUCGGCGCUACCGGACUCUUACGAUUUUCCAAAGGAUUUUAUCUUCGACGUCUGGAAAAUUGCAUUCGAGACCAGAAAGAAUCCGUGAAUACGUGUAUUUUGUAAAUACCUUAUUGGCCAUAUAAAUUUGUUUUUUUUUUUUUAAUCAAAGUCCAUUCAUAUUACGUUAUAUUACGUUUAUACAUUUGUGGUUAAUUGUGCGUGCAUUUAUGUGUAUAUAAAUAUCGAGUCCACUGUUGGAUCGUUCAAGUAUUCUUAUAACAUUAGCGAUAACGUAAAAUUGAAAGUAACAAACAAACGUUUGUAAGUACACGCGUGUACUGUUACA
This is a messenger RNA of Copidosoma floridanum, 1023 nucleotides long. RefSeq names its product PDZ domain-containing protein GIPC-like protein kermit (gene kermit). Gene Ontology annotation, molecular function: protein binding. The record is from RefSeq and is a predicted model, not a curated record. Lineage: Eukaryota; Metazoa; Arthropoda; Insecta; Hymenoptera; Encyrtidae.